GCGACAGGCCUUCCCGUUUCGGCCUUUACAGUAGUAGAGGUAGAGUUGAAACAUAAACAAUGGCCAAGUCAAAGAAUCAUACCAAUCAUAACCAGAACCGCAAGGCUCAUCGUAACCCCAUCCGCAAGCCUAAGGUGCUGAUUCACGCAUCUAUGGGAGGAGUGGACCCUAAGUUCCUCAAGAACCUGAAGUAUGCACGCAAGCACAACCUUACACCCAAGGCACAGAUGGAGAGAUACAAGGAGAGACAAGCCGAGAAGGCUGGUAACAAGGAAUAGAUGGGUUGACUUUUGCCAUCCCACACACCACCUUGGGAUGUUCUUCCUUGCAUUUUGUAAUACAGAAAUAAAGAAAAUGUAAGGUUGA
Messenger RNA from Penaeus chinensis, 366 nucleotides. It is a transcript of the gene RpL29, whose product is annotated as 60S ribosomal protein L29-1-like. The record is from RefSeq and is a predicted model, not a curated record. Gene Ontology annotation, cellular component: ribosome; cytosolic large ribosomal subunit. Gene Ontology annotation, biological process: cytoplasmic translation. The coding region runs from base 60 to 278 and encodes 72 amino acids. NCBI's taxonomy places the organism in Eukaryota, Metazoa, Arthropoda, Malacostraca, Decapoda, Penaeidae. The transcript is spliced from 4 exons. Gene Ontology annotation, molecular function: structural constituent of ribosome.